AGGCUUCACCGUUCUCAUCGCUGCUUUAUGCAGAUGGUGUGGUCCUAAUGGCAUCUCCAACUCUCACUGGAGGUCACAGACCAGUGUGAAGCAGUCGGGAUGCGGAUCAGCACCUGUAAAUCUGAGGGCCGAGGUUCAGAAGCAGCUCCCCCUGUUGGAGCAAUUCUCGGGUUACGUGAUAUGCAAAACAUUCACACACAGACGCACAUUUACGCUGCAGCCGGCGACAGUCCACCAGUCCACAGGCCAGAGACACAGCGGACAGAAUAUCAGAAGGAUCACAAUCAAAAACUGCAAAGAAAUCAUGUCAGUCAAUUCCUCUUCCUCGUUUUCUCCUUCCAACUCUUCCUCCAUCAAUGUCAUUGAAUUCCUGCAGAACUGCUACAGAAGUCCAGCCGGCGCCUCCAGCAUGAUCGCUUUCACCGUCUGCAGCCUCCUGCUGGUCCUCCCUCCCUGCGUCUACGUCGUCUACCUGGGACUCAAACAACGGCGCUCCGGCACGGCGGCGAGCCACUCCGACGUCUUCACCUUCCACAUGGUCGCCAUCGAGCUGAUGAAUAUCGUAGGGAACCUUUUCUGCUGUUGUGGCGUCCUCGCUGGUCUCCCAGAAAUGCUGGUGGGUAUUGUCUUUUUCGCCGUCCACUUGUGUGGCCAGCAGCUGUUUCACUCUCUGACCUGUGUGGAGCGCUACCUGGCCGUCGUUCACCCCGUCACCUACCUGGGCCUGAAGAACCAGAAGGGCGUCAGAGUCAGAAACGUCUCCAUCGGUUGUGUUUGGCUGCUCUCCUUUGCAAACACGUUUGCCCUAUUUGUGGAGAAAAACGAUUCCAACUUCAUCUACCACUAUUGUGCCUUAACCUUCAUCCUCAUCGCCGUCUCCUUCUGCAGCCUCUCUGUUCUCCGCGUUCUGAUUGGUCCGGGGCCGGGGGCGGGGGCGGCGGGCAGACAGCGGGUCGACCGAGCAAAGAUGAAGGCGUUCUACACCAUAAUGGUCAUACUGGUAGUGCUGCUGGUGAGGGCCGGGGGGACUGUAGUUACCUCUGUUCUGUAUAACUCCGCACAUGUGGGGGAGGCGGAGAAGUGCACCACGUGGCUUUCAUUGACAUGGUUCAGUCUGCCCAGCAGCCUGGUGCUGCCUCUGCUCUUUCUGCACAGGGCGGGAAAACGGCUUUGCACACCAGAAGCAGUAUCUCAUUAGAUUAUUUAUUCAGGAAAUCUUCUGGAGAUUCCACAUCAUUUUUGUCUCUUCUAAUUGUUGUAACAUUUUAUUGAGUAAUGCAUCUCUUUCACUUAUAGUCAUUUUUUAUUCCACUGGAAAUGUUUUAUGUCUCUCUGUAUUCUUUUUAUUUGACUUUGUGGUAAUUUGGAUUCCCCCAGUUGGUUCAUGUCUCAAUCCAAAUGAGCAAAUCAAACAAAUAGUCACAUUGAUUGAUGAUUGCUUCAUUAAAAUAUAAAAUACCCAACAGGUUUAUGCAAAGGACUGGACUAUGGUGUGGUUUACAGCCUGCGUAGGUCUCAAAAUAACAAGCGACACACAGACUGACAGGUGUUUGAUUUGAAUAAGCUCAUUUGAAACAUGUCACACAUCCAGUUGGUGAAAGAUGAGGUGAAUAAGCACAAAUGAUCCAUAACAAUUAAAUACACAAUGUGCAUCUUUCCUUGGUGCACUGUGCCCUGUUACACUGAUCUGUGUCUGAGGAAUAAAAUAUGUUACGAUUG
Gasterosteus aculeatus aculeatus (three-spined stickleback) is the source of this 1719-nucleotide messenger RNA. NCBI's taxonomy places the organism in Eukaryota, Metazoa, Chordata, Actinopteri, Perciformes, Gasterosteidae. The record is from RefSeq and is a predicted model, not a curated record.